GUUUAGAUAAAGUUUUGACAUUCAAAAUGCAGUGAAAACAUGGCGGCGCCCAUGACAUGGACAAGACUUGUGUUCUCUGGGUAUACUCCUGCUUUCUGCUGGGGUUUAACGAGGAUAACAUAUCGCUUUCUCAGGACACAUGAGCGGAGGAGAGGGUCCGCUGUGCUGCUCUUGGCCCCUCUCCUGGCAGAAGCAGACUCUGCCCCCCUGGCCUCCUCCUAUAGACCUCAAGGCUUCACUGGUGCCGAGGGCCUCCACUCUCGGUUCCACUGGAUGGCUGAUCAUGUACCUGCUUUCAGGGUCCCUGGGGGCUGCAUACGCAUCCUUCACUCACCUGAUGAGUUUUAUCAGGCUAUGAAGGCUCGUAUCAAGACAGCCAAGAGUCGUGUGGUGAUGGCAUCACUGUAUCUGGGCACAGGACCACUAGAGCAAGACCUCGUGGAUUGUAUGGAAGAGGCAUUAGAGCGCUCACAGGAAGAUCAUGCACCUGAUCUCAAAGUGUCUUUUCUGCUGGAUUAUACCCGAGGCUCGAGAGGUAAGCACAAUUCCCGCACAAUGUUAAUGUCACUGCUCCAGCGUUUUCCCGAGCAGAUGAGAGUAUCCCUGUACCACACACCUGACCUGCGGGGGCUGCUGCGUCUUCUGGUUCCCGAACGCUUCAAUGAAACCAUCGGGGUGCAGCACAUCAAGGCAUACAUUUUUGACAACAGUCUCAUCAUUAGUGGGGCCAAUCUGAGCGACUCCUACUUCACCAAUCGUCAGGAUCGCUAUGUACUUCUGGAGGACUGCGGUGAGGUGGCUGAUUUCUUUGCUGAACUCGUGGGAGCCGUGGGCGAUGUGUCACUGCAGCUGCAGCCUGACAACAGUGUGCACAUGAUGGAGGGAAUGGUGCAUCCCUACAAAGGUAACAGAGCAGACUUUUCUGCAUCGGCACAGAGACGGAUCCAGGAAGUGGUGAACACCGCCCGUGUCCGGCAGAGCAUGCUGGAGGCAGAAUGCUCGGAGAUCCCAGACUCGGAUGGAACGGUGCCAAAUGACACCUGGAUCUUUCCACUUGUGCAAAUGAAGCCCCUUGGCAUUCAUCUGGAUGAACAAGUAACCAAACGACUGCUCACAGAGGCAGGUGGAGACUCAGUUGUCUAUCUGACAUCGGGUUACUUCAACCUGACGCACACGUACAUGCAGCUGGUGCUGGGUGCAGCAGCAGACUACCGUAUCCUCAUGGCCUCUCCAGAGGUUAAUGGUUUUUUUGGAGCCAAAGGAGUAGCAGGAGCAAUUCCUGAGGCCUACGUUCACCUCGCACGACAGUUCUACAAUAAGGUGUGUCAGCUGGGACAGCAGAGUCGUGUCCUCUUGCAUGAAUACCAUCGCCCAGAUUGGACAUUUCAUGCUAAAGGUCUGUGGUACUAUGUGGGAGGAAGAGACAGCCCCUGCCUCACUCUCAUUGGCUCCCCAAAUUUCGGCUAUCGCUCUGUGCACAGGGAUCUGGAGGCUCAGAUUGCCAUAGUAACAGAGAAUGAGGAACUCCAGAUGCAACUGCAACAGGAGCAGGAGAUGUUGUACCAGAGUUCAACACAAGUGUCAAACUCUACGUUUAAUCAGCCAGACCGCCGUGUAAAGCUGUGGGUCAAACUGGUAACGCCACUCAUCAAGAACUUCUUCUAAAGUUCAGCAGGCCUGAGGUGAUGGAUCUCUCCCUGUCUGUGACAGAGACGUCACUUAAGCUGAGAGGUCUAAUGGACAAUGUUAACCAACAACCCAACAAGCUAUUUAGCAAAGAAUGAAUUUGCAUUUUCAUUCUGACCAAGUUUUCAAGUUUUCCGGGUCAGUGCGCACAAGUUGGUGGGCAAUAUGCUAAUAUUUCAUGUUGACGUCAACAUGAAACUGCUUAAAAACGACUCGUUUAAUGAUUUAAUGAGUCGACUUUUUCUUUUGAGAGACAACUUUAUACAAGGUGCACUUUCAGAUUUAAAACUUUUCAUUCUCUUAGAGCUGUUACACACUGCAUGAAAAGUCCAUUUCAAAAAUCCAUAAUGGGGGCGCUUUAAAAUAACAUAAUUGGACCUAUGGGUUAAUAACAGACUUCUAUAUCUUGUCGUAUGAUAAUUAACACUAAGUAUUGUUCAUUGUUAGCUCAUGUUAACUAAUGAUUGAUAUCAAUGUUAAUGUAGUUAACUUGGAUUAACAAAUGCAACUUUUUUUGUAAAAUUUUAGUUUUAGCACUUAAACAGUCAAUUUUUCACAAUCCAAUUAAUUCCCAGUGGAUAAAAUCAUGUCUCACCUAUUUCGGUUUAGUUGAUUGUCCUGUUUCAUAUGCUAAUGUCACAUUACUGAAAUGAAAUGGCUUACAAAUGGUAAUUCAUGUUGAAUUUAAGCUGCCGUGUGUAAGCCUCUACCAUCUUAAGCCGGAUUUUUCCAGCAGGGAUGGUUCGGUGGUAUUGGGUAUUAUGUGCAUUUCAUUAUGUUGAAGCAUAAACGAGGCAUUCGCAUGAAAUGCUCAGAAGGUACUAGCCUAAAGCAAACAAAAACAGCAUUCAGCAUUUUAUUCCGCUUCCAAACGAAUGACUUGGCUCUCUUGCGCUCGGUAUAGUCAGACUUUCCCCGAACAUAGAUAUAUAAAACCCCAGCUUGCCAGACAGCGGGUUCUGAAGAAUUUACAUUGUCACUCCAGUGGUUCCUUCAACCCAAAUCCCCGUCACACAGCCCAGCGUAGAGCUAGCAUGGUCAGACCACAGCAUGAAUCUGGCCAUUCCAGUGCUGUCAGAACCAGACUUCAGCUGCACUGGCAGUGACCUCCGUGAGCCCUCCGUCGCUCACAUCUGGAGUCUGUUACAGCUGCUCUUUCUGCGUGCUGCACGAUUCCUUCCCUCGCCUCCAUUUGAUUACUAACAUUCUCUGUCUCGCUUGCGAAAUGUCAGGAUUUAAGAUUAUGUUUAACUUUGAGCCAAAGCCAUUGGUAUUAACAAAAUACGCUUUGUACGUUAUGAAAAUUCGAAUUAAGCUGAAAGGUCUCUACCUCUUUUCCUUGCAUUUAGCAUGAGCAGUACACACAAAAUCAGCUGAAAGCAUAGCAGAGGUGGAAUAGCUACCAUCCCCAAAUUUGUAUGUGUUAAAUAUAUAUUUUGAUCUUUUCAUCUAUUAAUAUGAGUGUACAGUGACCCAAAAUGCUUAAAAAUGUUUAAAAAAAAACAACAACAAAAAACGGUGUUAGUGUUUUCUCAGAAGUAGCUUGUUUUUCUUCCUUUUUUUGUAGCUGACUGGACUUACUAGACAGUAAGUGUAAUGAUAGCUAUAAUGUUGUAAUAACCAUUUUAUGGGAAUAGGGAAGUCCACAGCUAUAAUUAUAACAAUAACAAAGUAGUUGGUAUUACUUUGAGGACAAUUUUUAACCGCCAAUCAGAAUCCACCCCAAUUUAAAAGAGCUUGAGCAUUUAAAGCAGCAGAUGACAAAACAUUAUCAUCCACUGGUGUAGACAUAUAAAAGUGUGACAUGAGUGUCCACUGUGGUAUUAUAGUAUUCCUGGCCAUGUUGAAAUCCAUUCUACAGAAUUUUAGGGAUAGUUUCCCAGAAUCAUUGCAGAACAGUCGAGGUGUCACUUACUGGGAAGAAUUUCUCCACUAUGUCUUUGUCAGUGAAUCACAUUUCUAAGGAAAUGGCCUUAACAAAAAUUCCAGUCACUGCUUGAUUGAGUAUAUUGCAUUUGGAAAGUUAUCAAAAUAUAAAGGACGUUAUGUAAUAAUACUAUAAAGUUGCUCAUUUUGACUUGCAGCAGGGUUGUCUGUAGUCAAGAAAAGUUUCAUUUGACAAUUAUUUACUUUACUUAGUACUCCCUCUGCCCUCUAGUGAAUAAUCACAUGCAUUACA
Messenger RNA from Cyprinus carpio (common carp), 3865 nucleotides. Its product is annotated as CDP-diacylglycerol--glycerol-3-phosphate 3-phosphatidyltransferase, mitochondrial-like. Gene Ontology annotation, cellular component: mitochondrion. The coding region runs from base 40 to 1665 and encodes 541 amino acids. Lineage: Eukaryota; Metazoa; Chordata; Actinopteri; Cypriniformes; Cyprinidae. Gene Ontology annotation, biological process: cardiolipin biosynthetic process. The transcript has 11 exons. Gene Ontology annotation, molecular function: CDP-diacylglycerol-glycerol-3-phosphate 3-phosphatidyltransferase activity. The record is from RefSeq and is a predicted model, not a curated record.